UGAAGAUGUCUAAAGGACCAAUAGUUGGCAUUGAUCUGGGCACCACAUAUUCCUGUGUGGGCAUCUUCCAGCAUGGCAAAGUGGUGAUCAUUGCUAAUGACCAAGGAAACAGGACCACACCCAGCUAUGUGGCCUUCACAGACACUGAGAGGCUGAUUGGAGAUGCCGCGAAGAACCAGGUGGCCAUGAACCCAACCAACACUGUAUUUGAUGCUAAGCGCCUGAUCGGUCGUAAGUUUGACGAUCCUGUAGUGCAGUCAGAUAUGAAGUACUGGCCCUUCAAGGUUGUGAAUGAUGCAACCAAGCCCAAGAUGGAGGUUGAAUACAAGGGGGAGAUCAAGAGCUUCUUCCCCGAGGUGGUUUCCUCGAUGGUCCUCACCAAGAUGAAGGAAAUCUCUGAGGCUUAUCUCGGCGAGGCUGUGAAUAAUGCAGUUAUCACAGUUCCUUCUCACUUCAAUGACUCCCAGCGUCAAGCCACCAAAGAUGCUGGGACCAUUGCUGGCCUGAAUGUGGUGCGCAUCAUCAAUGAACCCUCUGCUGCAGCCAUUGCUUAUGGCCUGGACAACAAGUUUGGCGGUGAACGUAAUGUCCUUAUCUUUGACCUUGGAGGUGGUACUUUUGAUGUGUCAAUCCUGAUCAUUGAGGAUGGCAUCUUUGAGGUCAAGUCCACAGCCGGUGACACUCACUUGGGUGGUGAGGACUUCGACAACCGCAUGGUUAACCACUUCAUUGCUGAGUUCAAGCGCAAGUUCAAAAAAGAAAUCAACGACAACAAGCGAGCUGUGCGUCGUCUGCGCACAGCCUGCGAGCGUGCCAAACGCACCUUGUCCAGCAGCACUCAGGCCAGCAUUGAGAUCGAAUCCCUUUACGAAGGAGCAGAUUUCUACACUUCCAUCACCAGAGCAUGUUUUGAAGAGCUCAACGCAGACCUGUUCCGUGGAACCCUCGAGCCCGUGGAAAAGGCCCUGAGGGAUGCCAAGAUGGACAAGGGACAGAUCCAUGACAUUGUCCUGGUGGGUGGCUCCACUCGUAUACCCAAGAUUCAAAAGCUGCUGCAGGAUCUUUUUGAUGGACGUGAACUGAAUAAGAGCAUCAACCCGGAUGAGGCUGUGGCUUAUGGUGCAUCUGUGCAAGCAGCCAUUAUGGCUGGUGAUGAGUCUGAGAAUGGACUGGACCUGCUCCUGCUGGAUGUCACACCCCUGUCCCUGGGAAUUGAGACCGUUGGAGGAGUAAUGACUGUCCUUAUCAAAAGGAACACCACUGUCCCCACCAAGCAAGCCCAGACCUUUACCACUAAUUCAGACAAUCAGCCUGGUGUACUUAUUCAGGUUUGUGAAGGUGAGAGAGCCAUGGCCAAGGACAAUAACAUAUUGGGCAAGUUUGAGCUGAAUGGUAUUCCACCUUCUCCCAGAGAAGUCCCUCAGAUUGAAGUUACCUUUGACAUUGAUCUCAAUGGCAUUCUAAAUGUGUCUGCGGUGGACAAAAGCACUGCAAAAGAGAACAAGAUCACCAUCACCAAUGACAAAGGGCGGUUGAGCAAGGAGGACAUUGAGCAGAUGGUGCAGGAGGCUGAGCAGUUCAAGGCUGAGGACGAGAUACAGAGAGAAAAGGUCACAGCCAAGAACUCACUCGAGUCUCUGGCCUUCAACAUGAAGAGCACCGUGGAGGACGAGAAGCUCCAAGACAAGAUCAGCCCUGAGGACAAAAAGACCAUCGUAGAAAAGUGCAACGAAGUCAUUGCCUGGGUCGACAGAAAUCAGACGGCAGAGAAGGAUGAGUACGAUCAUCAGCAGAAGGAACUAGAAAAGGUGUGCAACCCCAUCAUCUCCAAGCUAUACUAGGAUGGGAUGCCAGGUGGGAUGCCAGGAGGAAUGCCUGGAGGUUUCCCUGGUGGAGCUGGAGGCGGCUCCUCCUCUGGCCCUACCAUCGAGGAGGUCGACUAAAAACAAGGCAGACAGUGUCUUCAUCUCAGAUCCCAACAAACGCUUAUUGCCAUUAAAGCUAUAUAGACAGAAAUACACAUCUAAUAAACUGAAGAUCAUGGGAUUGUUUUGAUUAACAUUAUGAAUCAAUGAAAAUACUCAGUCACAUAAGAAAUAAUUAAAGUCUGUUUGUUGUCUUAAUUAUUUCUCUCUCAAAUUAUGAUUUACACGAGGUAGACAAAUACAUGCCUUUUUAUCAGUGGUGUUUAAGCAUUUAAUCAAUAAAGAUCAC
Molecule: messenger RNA, 2214 nt
Organism: Trematomus bernacchii (emerald rockcod)
Lineage: Eukaryota; Metazoa; Chordata; Actinopteri; Perciformes; Nototheniidae
Product: heat shock cognate 71 kDa protein-like
Exons: 8
Coding region: 6-1841 (611 amino acids)
Biological process (GO): protein refolding; cellular response to unfolded protein; vesicle-mediated transport
Cellular component (GO): cytosol; nucleus; plasma membrane
Molecular function (GO): ATP binding; ATP-dependent protein folding chaperone; misfolded protein binding
Source: RefSeq, a predicted model, not a curated record